AUGAUUGCCGAACUCAUUAGCCAGUACUUGCCAACAACCCCAGGCUACUUGCCUAAAUGGAUCUUUUUUAUUUCCGUUGUUGCCAUCUUCAACUCCAUCCAAACAUAUACAAACCUCUCAUUGACAAAGAAGGUCUAUUCGAAUAAUCCUGCCGAAGUUACGCCCUUAAGUGCAAGGACUUUUGGUACAUGGACUCUUGUUUCGUCGAUUAUCAGGGCCUAUGCAGCUUACAAUAUUACUGAUGUGCACGUUUACAACCUGUGUAUUGUCUCCUAUGUAAUUGCGUUGUGGCAUUUUGGCAGUGAAUGGUUGAUCUAUAGAACAUGCAAAUUCGACAAAGGUCUCUUUGGUCCUUUGAUUGUCUCCACGUGUUCAAUUACAUGGAUGUUGAUGCAAAAAGAUUUCUACACGUCCCUUGUUUAA
Pichia kudriavzevii is the source of this 423-nucleotide messenger RNA. RefSeq lists its product as uncharacterized. The transcript has a single exon. Lineage: Eukaryota; Fungi; Ascomycota; Pichiomycetes; Pichiales; Pichiaceae. Bases 1 to 423 code for a protein of 140 amino acids. The record is from RefSeq and is a predicted model, not a curated record. Gene Ontology annotation, cellular component: membrane; endoplasmic reticulum. Gene Ontology annotation, molecular function: protein-macromolecule adaptor activity.